This is a messenger RNA of Vitis vinifera (wine grape), 606 nucleotides long. RefSeq lists its product as uncharacterized. The record is from RefSeq and is a predicted model, not a curated record. Lineage: Eukaryota; Viridiplantae; Streptophyta; Magnoliopsida; Vitales; Vitaceae. Bases 1 to 606 code for a protein of 201 amino acids. The transcript has 3 exons.
AUGCCUGGACCAUGGGUUGAGAACGAUUCUGAACCAUCAGACCACUACACCACAAAAAUUGGUGGACUACUAGAUUGGUCAAUUCCACAGUUGCUCUCCUCAAAACCCCAUCUUCUUCAGUACGCUACAUGUGAAAAGGAUCUCUGUCUUGUGGCUCAAGUUUAUGCCCUGAUUUUUGGCAAAAUACAAAAGACUGUCAUUGCAUCAUCUCCUGUUGUUGGAUGGAAUAAUGAUAUAUGGAUGGAGGAGGAAAAUGAUGAAAAUGAUGAAGAUAUUGAUUUGGAGGAGCUGGGUAGGGUUCUUUUUGAAGCUGCAAGCAUGGCUUCUUUUUCCAAGAAGCGACACGCCAAGCCUACUGUGAAGUCUUCACCUUUGAGUCCUGGAACUAGGAAAGAACAGACCCAGAAAGCAAUAUCCAACGAGGAGGUUUAUGAGUAUAUGGGGGCAUGGAAUACUGACAGGACUUACUUCAGGUUCAGAAAAUGUCUAGAUGCAUACCUAGGCCAAUGUUUCAGAUACGCAUAUGGUGGGAAAGCCACUUCUGGCUAUGGAAGAGGUAGAAGACCCAGGGAGAUGCAGGCAUUGUGGCGGUUCAAUGCACUAUGA